Lingula anatina is the source of this 1722-nucleotide messenger RNA. RefSeq lists its product as uncharacterized. The record is from RefSeq and is a predicted model, not a curated record. Lineage: Eukaryota; Metazoa; Brachiopoda; Lingulata; Lingulida; Lingulidae.
CCUCUGACUCAUGGGGGAUUCCCCUACUUUUAUGUGACAAGAUCUGCGCAGAUGCGUAUUCGGGUUAGUAGCUGGACAAGAAUGAAAGUUUGAAGUGACCGGCAGAUCCAGGAUGUUGAUAAGGUGACCCAGUCCAACCACGUACAGCUUGCUUUAUUGAGAAGUUUUUGCAGCAGCUAGGGCACAAUCAGGGCAGGAGUAUUGUAAUUUAGUUGUUAUUCCAUUACAGAUGACAUGAUGAGGACCAUCCAUGUGUAAUAUGUAUUAGAAAUAGAAAAUGGAUUCCCAGCUGAUGAGUUGACAAAGGCAGGCUGUAGGUCACUGGGGAUGAUGAGGCUGUUGGCUGCCCUCCAAAUUAUAGCAGUGUAUGUAUAUUUGACUUGUCACGUACAAGCUCAAUUUUUUGUUGAAAAGAGCCAGUGUCCAUUUUGGAUGUACAAUGACACUACUACUCCAGGUGGUGGAUGUAAAUUCUGUAAAGUCUGUAGGGUGGAUGCUCAGGGAAUUAUCACACAGUCUGACAAGGUGCUAAAUAGAGAAUGUACCAUGAUACCGAAGGAGCACCAUUUGAUACUGAUGACUGGAGAAACAAGAUCACGACCACUGUUUUGCAGUGAGGGAGAAGAUGCAAAAUGUGAAGACAUCAACUAUGUCUACCCUGUUAAAAAUGGCGCCUGGAAGUGCGAUAACACACUGGAUCCCACCUGGUACUUCACCAACUGUACACUGCAGUGUGAUGGAGGCUAUGAACUUCAGGGUACACCUACAGUCCAGUGUGGAUCUAACUUGACAUGGGGGAAUGACAUUCCACGCUGUAAACCAGUACCCACCACUGCUGUUGCCAUGACAAUAGAGCAGGGGAAAGAUGUUCCAGAUUGGGUCAAUCCUAUGGCUGUGGCUGUGGCUGUCCUGGUCAUUAUCCUUCUGACUGUCCUAGCUUACUGUAACAGACAGAGAAUAAAGAAAUUGUGGGGUCAGCUUGAUCACUGUGAGCACCGUUACUUUGGCAAGUGCAAGGAGUGCCUGAUGCCAGAAACUGUAUCUCAGCAUACUGUAGAAACGGAGCCUAUGCUACCGGGUGUAUUUCUUACUAAGCAUUCAGAACCAGGGGAACGUAGUGAUAUGGCUCCAAUGGAUUCAGUUGUCCUUGAAAAUGAAAGAGAAGGCAGGGAAUUAGCAACAGUGCAUGGUGACUCCACCGAGUUGUCACACACUGCAGCCAUUCCAUUCCUGCACCAAAGCCAAGGUCAAACCCAAGGUCAAACUCAAGGUCAAGCCCAGAGUCAUUCAAAUUCAGAUCCAAAAACAAUUUACAACAUAUUUGGUGAUAACUUAAAGCUCUGUUCAUCUGGAAAUGUUCAGGUUAAUCAGACUUUGAACUUCACAUAUGAACAAAACAAGGUCACAGAGGUUGAGGACAAUAAAAAUGGCCACAUGAACAAACUGGAAAUGCUUGAGCUUAACGGGACAGGAUCAGGCAGCAUGGCUGCCCAGAGAGUAUCUAACCCUGGGCUAGAAGAGCUGAAGAGCUGUGAGGACAACAAUAUGUACACGGAUGAUCAGUUGCAUACUUUGAGUGGGCUUACUGGGUCCAGAAUGACUGGCACUGCACAGCCAAAUGUUCCCCUAGAAAUGGAGAGAUUGGACACGCCCAGGAAACUGCCUUCUGGUCAGUCAGACGAGGGCAUUAAUUUGAGUGAGAAUGAGAGUGCACGCNAAUAA